CCACUAGGAACCACAAUGCCAGCCUACCACUCCACAUUUCUCAACGAACCGUCCCCUCGGGUCAUUGGAAACUUUGCCGUCCUCCCCAUUGCUACCAAAUUCCGCGGCCCGGCGUACCCUCCCGCAGAAGCUGAUGCCUAUGACAUUCUUGACGAAACGCUUGACCUCUUCAGAGCCAACUCGUUCUUCCGCAAUUUUGAGAUCAAGGGCCCAGCCGACCGCACUCUUAUCUACGGUAUCCUCUUUGUCAGUGAGUGCUUGAACAAAUUGGCUGCCCAAACCCCGGAGACCGAAGCGCGUCGUAUUUUGUCUAACCUCGCCUUGGACUCGUUUUCCAUCCCGGGCGAUGCUGGGUUUCCCUUGAACGCUUUGUACCAGCCAGCGAGAGACAGACUGGAGGCAGAUCUCUUGCGCAGCUACAUCCAGCAGUUUAGACAGGAGUUGGCAGAGCGCUUGCUCGCACGUGUUUAUGCUGAUGGCGUCGCCAGCAAGUUCUGGUUGGCCUUCACCAGGAGAAAGUUCAUGAACAAGAGUUUGUCUUAGGUUAGUUAUAAACGUCGAGUAUACGCAUAUGUGAACGAGUAGGCAGGUUUAAUCUAAGCGCCAGUGCAGUGAUCUUUGGAUGUAAUUAGCUUGAAAUUUUAGAUCCUUGGAUAUUAGUCUGCCGUGUGGGGUAAACGUGCGUGGAGAUAUAGGU
This is a messenger RNA of Babjeviella inositovora NRRL Y-12698, 697 nucleotides long. RefSeq names its product Arc18p (gene ARC18). Gene Ontology annotation, biological process: Arp2/3 complex-mediated actin nucleation; regulation of actin filament polymerization. Gene Ontology annotation, cellular component: cytoskeleton; Arp2/3 protein complex. The record is from RefSeq and is a predicted model, not a curated record. NCBI's taxonomy places the organism in Eukaryota, Fungi, Ascomycota, Pichiomycetes, Serinales. Bases 16 to 543 code for a protein of 175 amino acids. Gene Ontology annotation, molecular function: actin filament binding. The transcript has 2 exons.